AUGGGUGAACACUAAAGAAACAGUACCGCGUGAUGGACCUGUCUGUCAGACGAUCAGUCACCAGUGACAUUGUGUCAGCGUGUCGGCCGUCACCAAGUCACUCCCUUGGUCUGCUUUUGCCUUGAGUGCCUUUCAUUCCUGUCAAGCCACCUAACAUUCACCGCUCACACAUUCAUCCUGCGUCUGAACCCUGACUUUCGCUGUUCUUGGUGCAGGGACACACAAUAGACAACACGCUUCCAUUCACACCGUGCCUUGCUAUGCCGGCUCGGGUUUCUCGCCACAGGGCCGCCAGUUUUGAGUUUGACCUGUCCACACUGACUGGACUGAAUCCAACCAGAUAGCUUAGCCUGUCUACUGCCAGCACCCUCCAGAUACACAGCUUGCUAACAAGACAAGCAGUAUAUGUGAAGUCUUGUGGUGGAAGUAUUGGAGAGAGGGAGGAAAGGUUUGCAGUUUGUACGUUUUAUCCUAAGGAGAGGAAUUAGGGCAAGUGGAUGGAAUGGCAGGAGUGGAGGAGAGUGCUGUGGAAGAAGCAGCCAUUCCCAGACAACUAUGUGGGGGAUUCCUUCCUCAGGGUUAGCAAGAAACGAAAGGAAUUAUCCUUGUGUGAGGCGUGUCAUGGGGCGUUGGCUGUCACUCAUGAAAUAUGCAGCUGUUUGGGUCUGGUGGUGAUUUUCUUUGGAAUAUCAGAAGGUCAUCUUAACUCUGCUUGUGUCCUGACCUUGACAGCAGCAAUGGGAGUUGGGGGCUACAUCAUCACCAGGACCAAGCUUAUUACGUCAGUACGAGAUGACUUGAAGGUAGCGUGCUUCUACAUGGUACUGAUUGCCUGUGCCUCACCUAUCAUCAAGAGUCUGACAGGGAGUGUUGCCACAGACUCCAUCAAUGCCUCCACCACCUUCCUCCUGCUCCUCCGUCUGGCUGUGCACGACUAUGGGACAGAAGUGGCAAUAGUGAACCCAACAGUGUCUCACAACGUGGGUCUCUUUGCCUCGGUGUGUCUGGCAUCCAGGCUGGAGAGUGACCUGGAUGUCUUCACACUGAUGACUGUAGCAGUGACUCUCUUCACACUCUUCCCCAGCUUCAGGAGGUACUUUCAGAACCAGUUGGGCUACAGGUGGUCCAUUGUGGUGACAAUGGUGGUGGCAGUAGUUACAGUGUUAGGAAUACUGGUGUAUGCUCCCCAUCUCCUGCUGCUCUUCCUCAUAGCUCUGUUUGUCUGCAAUCUCCUUGUUCCAAUGUUGUAUGUCUCCCUCCAGGGAUAUAAACAAAAUAUAUAUGGACCAUGGGAUGAAGCACAGAUUGAAGGCAGAUAGGAAAUCUUAAAUAUAUCAUAAGGUAUAUAUAUAUUUUUUUUUUGAGAUGCAGAAUAAUGAAUGAAUACAAUACAACUUAUUAUACAAA
This is a messenger RNA of Portunus trituberculatus (swimming crab), 1407 nucleotides long. RefSeq names its product phosphatidylinositol N-acetylglucosaminyltransferase subunit C-like (gene PIG-C). Gene Ontology annotation, biological process: GPI anchor biosynthetic process. NCBI's taxonomy places the organism in Eukaryota, Metazoa, Arthropoda, Malacostraca, Decapoda, Portunidae. The transcript is spliced from 7 exons. The record is from RefSeq and is a predicted model, not a curated record. Bases 498 to 1319 code for a protein of 273 amino acids. Gene Ontology annotation, cellular component: membrane; glycosylphosphatidylinositol-N-acetylglucosaminyltransferase (GPI-GnT) complex.